Molecule: messenger RNA, 4848 nt
Organism: Melitaea cinxia (Glanville fritillary)
Lineage: Eukaryota; Metazoa; Arthropoda; Insecta; Lepidoptera; Nymphalidae
Exons: 2
Coding region: 1-4848 (1615 amino acids)
Biological process (GO): DNA integration
Molecular function (GO): nucleic acid binding
Source: RefSeq, a predicted model, not a curated record
AUGCCGGAAACUGAAAUGAGUGGUUUGAAAGAACUUUUAAAGAAACGUAGUACGAUUAAAGGUCGUUUAACUAAAUUUAGAGAAUAUAUAACGGUUUUAAAUCAAAUUAAACCUGCAGAUUUAACUGGUGCUCAAGUAAAAGAAAUUUCAUUGAGAUUAACUAAAUUCCAAGAGUUGUUUACUAGUUUUGAUGAAUUGCAAGAUCAAAUUGAACUUUUAAGUACCGACCAGGAUGAACAAAUUAGAGAAAGAGACUUCAUAGAAUCUCAAUUUUAUUCCUUGAUAUCGACUGCGCAGGAAAUAAUCGAUUCGAUUUCUCAAAGCAGGGAUCGAGCCGAGGGUUCUGUAAAUUCCAAGCCAUCAGGCACUUGUUCUCAUGCUCUUAAUACAAUCAAAUUGCCCACGAUUAAACUCCCGAAUUUUGACGGGAACUACUUAAAAUGGCUGGAAUUUAGAGAUACGUUCGACUCGUUAAUUAAUUCUAAUGAUACUAUACCUACGAUAAACAAAUUCCAUUACUUGAGGUCUGCUUUAGAAGGCAGUGCUACUGUUGUUAUAAAAUCCAUAGAAUUUACCUCUGCGAAUUACAGGGUUGCGUGGGAUUUAUUAUGCGAAAGAUAUAAUAAUAAAAAUAUUUUAAUAAACAAUCAUCUAAAGGCAUUGUUCAACAUCGAACCUAUAACGCGAGAGUCUUACAAAGCUUUGCGUUAUCUUAUUGAUCAAGUAUCUAAAAAUUUAAGAGCACUCGGAACGUUAGGCUUACCUACUGAGCAAUGGGACGUUUUGGUUAUAUUUAUGAUGUCAUCUAAAUUAGAUAUUAAUACAAAUAGAAAAUGGGAGGAAUACAAGGGUAACCUCUCCGAUUUACCUACGUUACUUGAAUUUAAGACUUUUCUUCGUAAUCGCGCGGAUGUGUUAGAAACCACUCAAGGUACCCGCUCGGAUAAACACACCCAUGACUACAAGUCUAAUUAUAAGUCACAACAAUCUUCUAAAUCAUUAGUCGCUGCUAAUACGGAAGUGUCAAAACGGAUUGUAUGUAGUAUAUGUAAGAAGGACCACCGUGUGUAUUUGUGUCCCGUCUUUUUAGAAAUGAGUUUGGAGGACAGACAGAGUGAGGUAAAUAAAUUAAAAUUAUGUUCAAACUGUCUCCGCGAAGGGCACAAUGCGCACAGGUGCCGUUUAAAGGGUUGUUGUAGGUCAUGCAAGGGGAAACAUAACAGUUUACUCCAUAAAGAAAUUGCAGAGGUUUUGAAGGCUGCACCCGUCUCUUUGGCAAUAGCUGGCGCAAAAGAAGUGCUACUGUGUACCGCUCUUGUAGAUAUAGUUAAUCCACAGAACAAUAGCUGUCAAAGGGCUCGAAUAUUAUUAGAUACUGGGAGUCAAUCCUGCUUCAUGACUACUAAUUUCAAAAAUAAAAUGGGUUUAUCUGUAAAUCGAGUGAAACCUGUAAACGUAUCGGGUAUAAAUAAUAUCGGUUUUGAUAUAUCUGAGCGUUGCUAUGUCCAAUUGAAUUCUAGAGUAUCUUCCUUUACGGCUAAGUUAACAUGCCUCAUUGUACCUAGGAUUACCGGUAGCGUGCCUAAUAACAAAAUUGAAUUGCAGAACUUGAAGUUACCAUUAAACAUUGAGCUGGCCGACCCUGCAUUUUAUCAACCAGCUGAUAUUGACAUACUUAUAGGCGCAGAUGUUUUUUGGGAUAUUAUAGGUACACAACAGAUCAAGUUAGGUCAAGACAAGCCUACGUUGCUAGAUUCGAAACUGGGGUGGCUUGUGUCUGGCCCAGUAGGUAAAAGUACUUGUAACGAUAAUUUUAUGUGUAAUUUUAAUCAAUUAGAUAUUUAUGAAAGUAUGAAAAGAUUCUGGGAAGUAGAAGAGUUACCUACGACCAAAAAUAAUUUAUUCUCUGUAGAAGAGCAAUUAUGUGAAACUCAUUUUGUAAAUAACACUUCAAGGUUAAGUAAUGGUAGAUUUUCAGUUAAAAUGCCGUUUAAAGAAUCACCUGAAGAUUCUUUGGGUGAGUCAUUUUGCAGUGCGCGCGGAAGAUUCUUGAACCUUGAGAAGAAAUUAAAUAAAAAUUUAAAUUUAAAAAAAAAAUACGUUGAGUUUAUUAAAGAAUAUCAGGAAUUGGGACAUUUAUCAGAGGUUGAUCGACCUUCAUUUGCUUUUUAUUUACCUCACCAUGCGGUAGUACGUGAGGAGAAGGAAACUACAAAAGUGAGAGUCGUGUUCGAUGCGUCUGCUAAAUCAUCUUCUGGAAAGUCACUAAAUGAUAUCCAAUUGGUAGGGCCUGUAGUUCAGAGCGAUUUAUUUGAAAUUUUAUUGCGUUUUCGUAUACAUAAAUUUGUAUUAACUGGGGACAUUGAAAAAAUGUAUCGGCAGAUAGAAAUAGAUAACUCUCAACGUCAUUUACAGCUUAUCUUGUGGCGCGAAGAUGAGGAACAGCCUCUCAAAAUAUUAAAAUUAAACACUGUCACUUACGGUAUGGCUUCUGCUCCUCAUUUGGCCACUAGAUGUCUCUUGCAAUUGUCUCAGGAAUGCAAUGAUGAAACUGUUGCUAAUGUAAUUAAACGCGAUUUUUACAUGGACGAUCUGAGUACAGGUUCAAAUAGUGUCGAUGAGCUCAGAAAAAUAUACAACGGUGUCACUCAAACUUUAGAGUCUGCAUGUUUUCCUUUGCGCAAAUUUCGCACAAACUGCUCUGAAUUGUUUGAAAAUCAAACUGAUGUGUGCGAGGUUCGUGACUGGAACAAACAAUCUAGCGUCCUAGGUCUUAACUGGUCACCCAAAUCGGACACGCUUUUCUUUUCUACAGAUAUACCGGUUGACAAUGUUAUCACGAAAAGGACAGUUACUUCCAUGACCUGCAAGAUUUUUGAUCCGUUGGGUUUAUUAUCAGCAAGCAUUAUAAAGUCAAAAAUCUUUCUUCAACAAUUGUGGAGUAAUAAAAUCGAUUGGGAUCAGCCUCUUCCUAGUGACGAAGCUGGUAAAUGGACUUCUUUUAUUCAAAAUUUGGCUCAAUUGUCAUCAAUAGUAAUACCUAGGCAUGUGUUAAAAUAUACUGAUUGUGACAUUGAUCUGCAUUGCUUUGUGGACGCAUCUCAGCACGCAUAUGGGGCCACUGUGGUAAUCGAAAUAAACGAUCUUACUAAGGGAUUCGCAUGGAUGCACGUACCAACAGAUCAGAAUCCUGCUGAUUUAGUGUCCAGAGGGAUUGACUCGCAGCAGCUUCAAGAUUCUACUUUGUGGUGGCGAGGUCCUUCCUUCUUAGCGAAGGAAGAAUCUGAGUGGCCUAUUCAAGGGUCCUUUGCAACUAAUAAUUUACCAGAGUUAAAAGUAUUUACAUGUACGAAAGUGGACACUAAAAGUAAUAACUGUUCACUUGUAAAAUUCGAAAAAUAUUCUCGAUAUGAUAAAUUAAAGAGGAUCGUAGCUUAUGUCUUAAGAUUUAUAAAUAAAUGUCGUAAAAAUGCUGUAAGUAAUGAUGUAAUUGAACCUGAGGAACUGGAGAACUCGUUAAUGUUGUUAGUUAAGCAAGCUCAGUUAGAAUCGUUUGCUAAUGAACUUUAUACUAUUGCUAAAGAUAGAAGUUUGCCUCUUAAGUCUAAAUUACUGCCUUUAGAUCCAUUUAUAGAUACGUUAGGAAUUCUCCGAGUAGGUGGUAGGUUGCAAAAUUCAAAAUUUGAUUUCAAUAAAAAGCAUCCUAUUUUAUUAGACGGCAAACAUCAUUUUUCUAAAAUACUCAUGAGGCAUGAACACUUUCGUUUACUUCAUGCUGGUCCACAGUUAUUACUAGCUGCGGUACGCGAAGAGUUUUGGCUUAUCGGGGGCAGAAACUUAGCUCGCAGCGUAACGAGAAAGUGCAUUGUUUGUGCGCGUAUGCGUGGUCAAGUGAUAAAACCUAUAAUGGGUACUUUACCGUCUGUAAGAGUAUCCUCAAGCUUUGCUUUUGAUACUUGCGGAAUUGAUUUCGCUGGGCCCUUUUUAAUUGCUAGCAGAAAGGGUCGUAGCAGUAAUAUAACCAAAUGUUUCCUUGCACUGUUUGUUUGUCUUCAAACAAAGGCUCUGCACUUAGAGACGGUGAGCUCAAUGUCUAGCGAUGCUUUUCUUCUUUGCCUACGCAGGUUUGUGUCUCGAGGGGGCAGACCUCAAGUAAUUUACUGCGAUAAUGUUACUAAUUUUGUGGGUGCAAAGAAUGAAUUAGGUAGGGUUAUUAAAGCCAGCCGUCAGUCCGUGUCCGAUUACGCAAGCGUUGAAAAGAUUAAGUUUGUAUUCAGUCCCGCAUACGCGCCUCAUUUCGGAGGAAUCUGGGAGGCUGGUAUUAAGUCAGCAAAGAGCCAUUUAAAACGUGUAGCAAGCAAUGCUUCUCUGACGUUUGAGGAACUAGCGACGCUUUUUACCCAAAUAGAAGCAAUCCUUAAUUCCCGCCCGCUAUCUCCUCUUUCGUCAGACCCCACUGAUCUAUAUCCAUUGACUCCAGGACACUUUUUGAUUGGGCGACCUCUGAUGUCGGUGCCGUCACUGCCUGUCACCACUAAAAGGCCUAACAGAUAUGAGUUUAUUGAGCAGCUGAGACAACACUUUUGGGAGCGUUGGCGCAGGGAGUUCAUCGCUGAGCUGCAGCAACGAACGAAAUGGCGAACUCGGCAGCGUGACCUUCAAAUCGGCGACAUGGUUGUCCUGAAAGAAGACCAAUUACCUCCACUACGAUGGCGCCUUGGGCGCAUUACUCGAUUGUACCCUGGUCCAGAUGGCAUAAACAGAGUAGCAGAUAUCUUCACAGCAAAAGGAACCAUGAGGAGAGCAUUCAAUAAAAUAUGCCUUCUUCCAACAUCUCCGGAUGCCUAA